AUGGAGCAGGACGUCAAUGUGGAUGAACAGUUCUUAUUAGCGCUCACUUCCAUUGAUCGAUGCAGUACUUUAGAAGUUUAUUGUAGCCCGUUCUUGGUUGUAGAGUUCUGUCUGGACAAAGACUACGGUUACUGGUGUUCUAACGAAAUAAUAUGUUUGACGUUACCCGAGACUUUGAAGCACUUGUUCGGAAAUCCCAGUGGUGACUGGGGUUGUUGCCCUUUUCCGAACGCGGUAUGCUGCAGUGACCAUAUCCACUGUUGCCCUCAAGGUACACAAUGUGAUCCUGAAAAGCUUCAUUGCACUAAAACAAAUGGUGAAAUAUUUCCUCCACGAAGGAAGGGUAAUGCACAGCAAUCAACGGAUGAGAAUGAAAUCAUAUGCCCCGAUCGACGGAGCAAAUGCCCAUCAGGAAGCACAUGUUGUAUGCUUGUGAGUGGAAAGUAUGGAUGUUGUCCUGUAGAAGGAGCUAAUUGCUGUGCCGAUCACCUGCAUUGCUGCCCAAGCGGCUUCACAUGCGAUACAUCUGGACAGCGAUGUAUCCAGGAUAAGGCAAGCCGCGGAUCAGCUUUAUCUUUGAUAUUUAUUGUAAUAAAAUUUCAAAUAGAAACUUUCGAAUCCAAUUCUGCCAACAGCACAACAGUUGUAGGAAAAUUACGGUUGCCUGGAGUGUUGAGACCUGAAAAUGGAAUUUCCUUACAAGCACAUUCGUACUUACCUACCAGUUUUUUCCAAAUUUCGCGCAGUGGACAUUUUUUGGAGUCGAAUCCUCCUACAACAAAGAUUAAUAAAUAG
Molecule: messenger RNA, 795 nt
Organism: Haemonchus placei
Lineage: Eukaryota; Metazoa; Nematoda; Chromadorea; Rhabditida; Trichostrongylidae
Source: the annotation of a GenBank genome assembly